AUGGACGAAACCAACAGCAACUGGUUGACAGGUUGCUUGCUUUAUGCUGGAGGAUCGAUAACCGUAAACCUGGCCCAAAUCAUCAUCAAAUUAUCACAUCUUGAUCAAGAUCAUGGAACAAGCUCAUUCAUGUGGUGGUUCGGAGUCGUGUUGUUUGGAGCAGGCGAUGUGUUGAAUGUGAUCGGAUUAAAUUACGCUGCGCAAUCCUUGCUCGAAGCGUUCGGCUCCAUCCAAUUCGUCUCCAACUUGUGCUUUAGCACGUUUAUCUUGCAUGAAAACGUCCAACGACGGCAUGUCGUUUCUACUUGUCUCAUCAUUGCUGGAAACAUCUGCAUCGUGGCGUGGGGAGACCACAAGAACAAGAAGAUAACUCUGAGCAGGCUGGAAGAACUAGCGGGGACUACAGCAUUCAUUGUGUAUAUUUCUAUCAUAUACCCGAUGGCGAUUUGCAUUUACAUCCUUGAGAUAUAUUUGCAAAGGAUGAAACACAGGAAUUCACACGACCGAUCAAACUUGCAAGCGAUAUGCUUCGUCUUAUCGUCAGCGAUGAUUGGCGCCAACUCAGUCGUUGUGCUCAAGGCUCUGUCUGGUCUGUUGCAUACAUACAUUGAAGACUUCUACGGGAAAGACGGGAAGAUCCCAGGGAAAGUUGUCAUCGGGGCUUCCUGGAUUGUUUUCACCGUCACCAGCGGUGGAAUUUUUUUCGGAGAGUUCGCAGAUCUCGGUGCUCGUCAGAUUAUGGGGUUUACAGUUGGAGUCGUGCUGGUGCUGUUCGGAGUUUCAGUGCUGAUCCCCUCUAGCGAAGAACAAGUCGGGCUGCUGCAUGAAAGUGGUUUGUUCUUGUCCCUCUCCUGUGACUUGUUGAAGACGAAAGGGCAGGCAAACUUUCAAGCGGAGCCAACAAUAGGGGCCGCGCACGGGUUCCUGCACUGGCUACUCGAAGUCAUGCCGGUGGCAGCGGGGACGAGGAGCUGCGGCAACAAGGAAGAGAAGAAGCCAGCUAGCGGCUCAGUCGAGCCUGUAGCAGCGCACAAGUCAACAAGCAACGAGAUGCUGUUUCUUCAUUGUCAGUCUCGUCAACACAGCAUGAAGUGGACAAGGCUUCUGGGGUUUCCCGGCAUGCGUCCUUGGCAGGGAUAUCAAGGGGCGAAGAGCGCAAAUGAGGCUAUCAGGAGGAAUGUUUCGGUCCGAGUGCCUCCCGAUCAACUACGAAGAAUGUUUGUUGACCAGGCUCUGUCGUAUCUCGGUGUACCAUAUUCCAAAGGCCAAGGAAAUGUUGGGAACAAGUAUUCACGGCUGCUGAAGCAAAUCGCCCCGCUCUUGUUCGACAAUGUGUGUAUGAUCUUCGGGUGGUUCGACACCCUCCCGCUUGUGGCAACCAGUGUAGAAGAGCUGCAGAUCGGGGAUUUGAUAUUCAUUUCAGGAAUUUACUUCGAUACCAAGAGAAUCCCGAAGCCGCAUAACAUGACCCAUGUCGAAAUAUAUUUCCCAUCGCAAGACAACAAAGAGCAGACGAUUGGCUCGCGCUACAAACACAGCUGUGUACAGGUGCAUCAAAGUUACAAAUUUGAGAGCAAGACUUAUCACAGCAUGAAGUAUCAUUUCAGAAAGAUCGACACAUGGCUCGAAGGAGAAUGUGAGCCCUUGUUCGUGCUCUACCAUGAUCCCCUGAUCAACACGCAUGUCGGCAGUUUGUGGGUUCCCCCCUCCGGUCUACCGGCAUUGUGGUUCCUCGAUUGGAUGGAUGUCAAACCGCCCGCUGGGAUGGCGGCAUGGCGGCGGAUAGUCGUGCUGUUGCUGCUCGUCAUGUACGCGAUGGAAGGACGUGGUCUUCCUGCCAUCUUGUUGGGAGGGUCGAUAACAUGGCGGCUCGAUGAUAACUAUGAGAACAAUGGCAUCAUGUACUUUAAGGCUCAUACCUUCUUCAACAGGGAUGAUUUCAGCACCUACACCUUGAACUUGUACCAGGUUGUGACAAACCCGACUGUUUCCUUUGAUGUGGAGGAGAUCAUGGGUAGCAUUAGAGUAGCCAUGGUGAAGAAGACUGAAAUCAUCAAUCAGUAUUUCCCGAACAAUUUCAGGGUCGUUUUCAUGGAUAGCAAUGUGGUCGAGGGUGAAUAUGAGUUUCCUGUUCAAGUGCAGGACGGAUCGCUAUCAGUCUCUGCAAUGCUGGUGUGGAAGAUCAAUGGUGUCUUCACCAACAUAACAUAUUCUGCGGGGCAAGAUGUCAGCGCUGGAUUGAUGAGCAGGUGCAAAACGACAGGGGCCACCUCCGUUCCAUGCAUCAUGAACUGGGAUUACAUUGAUAUGCCUCCUGCAAGCGACUUCAUGCUGUCCACGACUUUUGUAUUGCCUCAAGGGAACUUCUCGCUUGUUCGCGACCAGCAGGUCAAGAACAGAAACUCUCCCAAGGCUCUUGUAAGAGGAUGGAUUUCACUCAACCCGAGCAACAACAUAAUUCAGGUUCCUCUCUUUGACCUAGACGGAAAUUCUCUCCAUCCCUACACUUUUGGAAGUACUGUUGCAAGCUCGGGACUGAAGGCGAUUCGCUGCCAACGAGAUGGCUCAGUGUUCACAACACUUGGCUGCGGAGUAGAUAAAACUGCAAAUUAUGAGAACAAACCCGAUUCCAUGUACGAGGGAAAUCUAUAUUAUUUCGACUUCACCGAUAAGGCAUUGCCAGAAAAUACCCGAUUCGUGUUCUCUAUUGCCAUGUAUUGCAAAGAUGACUUUGAAAACAUCAUCACUUUCAUCUUCAACGUGAACCUACAACUCCCGAACUCCCCGCAAAAAAAUGCUCCAGAGUUCAUCACUGUUGACAAAUCCGGCCAGAUAACAAGAAGUCGGCCUCAGACGAAUUUUGAGUGCAAGUGGAAUGAGAAAUGCUCGUUUGUUGUGUAUGCUGCCAUGUUCACAAGUACAGUGGCUUCAGACUUGACUGUAAUGCCAAAUGCCGUGGUUGACAUAGCCCAAGAUGGACCGAUUGCUGUGGUUGAGUCCUCGACGACGAUCAAUACCAUCUCCAUCAACCAGUUUGCUACGAUUGGACCAGCGGUCUCUAUAGGAGGAGGCGUCACAGCUCGGAACGUGUCUUUCGGACGCUCUUCGACGUCGUUUUCAUCGUUUGAACAGGCAGACAUUCUGAGUAGUCUCACUUUCGUUGAGCCCGUGCUGCCUGCAGCCUUCAACGGCGUCCCGAUAAGCGCAACGUCAGGACCCUUGUGCUUCAAAGUGAAAGUCGGAGGGCAUGCUCCUUCCUUCAUUCCUCCCACUCCCCCUAUGGAUAGAAAUCUGCCGAUCCAAUACGAUCAGAUCACUCCGGUGCCUGUCUGUUACAACGCGCUGGUCACGUUCACUAUCAAGGCAUCGGACCAAGACAAUGGUGAUCUUGUCUCCAUCAACACUGUCGACGUCGGAACCGAUGGAACGAGUUUGUUUUCCGCGCCAUAUUUUGCUACAAAGACGGGAAACUAUCAAGGAGACUCAACAAUAGCAGAAGUCAUAGUUCAAUACACGUUCUCAGACUCGAGUGGAGUCGUCGUCGACCCUCUUACUCGACGAAAACUGUUUCCAAACUCUCGGGUGAUCUGCAGCAACGCGUCCGAUUCCUCUCUCUUCCAGUACCGUCGAUGGGUUGGAAACACGACGGGAAAUCUCCUCAGCCCACAGAAAUGUCACAGCAUCCUGUUUGAAGGUCCUCCGUACUUUGUUACAAGUGCCGGGGCCUUCUCUACUCCUUUCAACAUGCUGCAGCUGACUUUUGGGGGUGGCAAGGGCUCGAGAGAGAAUCGAACAGGGCAGCUGCAAGCUUGGAUCAACAAAGAAAUCAACUUCAUGUUCUACGCUGAAGACACCAACCUAGUUGACUCAGUCAACAUCUUCUUUCUCUCUGACCCCGGAAUUCCCAAUAACGCUGUAGUCGGUCUGAGAGAAAGGUUGAAACGAGCAGGUCCCAACACAUGCCGAGCAAGGGUAGUCGACGGGACAUUAUCGAAUUGCUCGGCUGCCUUUCGGAACAUUACGUGGAUUCCGCUACCCGAGCAAGCCAAGGACGGGGGGAAGUUCUGUGCGACAGUGCGAGACAGCUCCGUCAAGUGCAUUCCUCCUCAAUCGCCUGAUCCUCGUGCAACUGUCUACGGUUGGUAUGGCGAGGAACAGUGCGUCGAGGUCACUGUUGUGGAGCCGAACCUGACCUGGACAGGAAGCUUUCUCCCGACUGCAGGCAAGCGACUUGAACGUGGUCAAGGAAGAGAAGGGAUGCAAGGGCAGCAGGAGGAGGGGGCAGAGGGGGAGAGAUGA
Molecule: messenger RNA, 4299 nt
Organism: Guillardia theta CCMP2712
Lineage: Eukaryota; Cryptophyceae; Pyrenomonadales; Geminigeraceae
Exons: 43
Coding region: 1-4299 (1432 amino acids)
Biological process (GO): magnesium ion transport
Cellular component (GO): membrane
Molecular function (GO): magnesium ion transmembrane transporter activity
Source: RefSeq, a predicted model, not a curated record